AUGACCGUCACCGACACGAUAAAGAGCGCUGUCGGCCUCACCGGCGGCGAGCCCCAGAAGGCUACCCGCGAGGAAAUGAGCGCCGCCCGCCUACCGCUCGCCUACAGAGAUUCCUGCGCACAUCUGCUUAUCCCGCUGAACCGGUGUCGCGUCGACGAAUACUAUCUGCCCUGGAAGUGCGAGGACGAGCGACAUUCAUACGAGAAGUGCCAGUACGAGGAGUUUAAGCUGAGGGUGAAGAAGAUGGAUGAAUUGAGGGCGGCUAAGAAUGGAGAGAGGAGCAACUAG
This is a messenger RNA of Didymosphaeria variabile, 288 nucleotides long. RefSeq lists its product as uncharacterized. NCBI's taxonomy places the organism in Eukaryota, Fungi, Ascomycota, Dothideomycetes, Pleosporales, Didymosphaeriaceae. The coding region runs from base 1 to 288 and encodes 95 amino acids. Gene Ontology annotation, cellular component: mitochondrion. The transcript has 3 exons. The record is from RefSeq and is a predicted model, not a curated record.